UAUUUGCACUGAGUUUCCUGCAGAUGCACUCGCCUGUUAUCAACAUCAUCUCUUCUCAUGCAAGAACCAAUCCAGAUCCAAACAGAGAACCUAUGCUCCUUUUCCAAACAAUACCUCUCCUCUUUAUAGCUGCUUGAACAUCCAAACUAGCAUUUGGGACGAUUCCCAAGCCCUGCCUAGAUCUCCUAGACAAGAUAUUAAUAAUGAUAAACUCAGUUGUGUUCCCAAUGUAACACCUGCUGCAAGAGUGGGAGAAGCACAGGACUCUCAGGGUUAAGAUGAUGAUUUGUGCCUCCCUGGACAUCUUUAUUUAAGCAUCUUUAGGAGACUGUCUUUGGGAAAUUGUAGCAGAUCGGGGGAGUGGACAUUUCAGCAUCUCCGCAGCAACUUUUCUUUCUGUGGAUUUCAUUGUGUGCUGCUUUUGUCGUCUGACACCACUGCUUUUGUCGUCUGACACCACUACUGUCUCAGGAAGAAAACAGCUUGUCCUCUCACAUCCCCCUAAGAAGAGAGACAGGCAAGGGACACGCAGCAGGAUGCCUGGCAGUGCACGCUGUAUGGUGCAGGCUCAGCUAGUGAGCAGGCUGGGCUGAGACAAGCACAUUCUAAAUCUGAGUUGUGGUGUGGCCAGGUCCAGUCCCAUAGCAUCGGAGAUCCUCUCCCACACUCGGGGAAAGGUCUGCAGGCACUAGGACAGCAUGGGUCAAUCUGGCUAAAGGAUUACAGGAAAACACAGGAGACCGUUCAUUCUGUUCCAGACACGCCCUGGAGACACCAGAAGUGGAUUAUUGCAGAGGGGCAACUUUCUACCUCUGGCACUAAACCCACUCCUAGGUCAGGAUGGCACCUGCAGGGUGGGCACUCUGUUUACUCUCCCUCUUGCAAGUGGCCUCUGGACUUUAUUUUCUAACAAAGGACUAUGACGAGAAUUUAUAUGUGGAUCAACCGGCUGGCACACUACUCCUACACAUCCAUGUGAUGAAGGACUCACCACAUGAGACACCUCACUUCAGACUCUGUCCAAAUAGUUAUUUAAGUAGAAUCUCUUUCUACCAUUGGUUCUGGAUAGAUGAGCAUACAGGGAUCCUCUACCUCAACCGGAGUCUUGACAGGAGCGACUAUGAAGUCUUCGCCCAAGGAAGUUCAUUAGCCGUUCAGAAGAUAAUUCUAAAGGUGUCAACAAAGCCACAACCAUUUUUAGAUAAUAACUGUGACAAUGCACCCUUCACUAGGGUUCAUCUUACCUUUAGAAACAUUACAUCCUCCAUCUGUUCCUCGCUUAAACCAAAGGACUUGUGCUUCAAUGACAAAGAUCUCUCGUUCCACAUAAAGGAAAACAAACCACCUGGAAAACUGUACAAAUUUCACCCCCGGCCUAUUGUACAGUCCUGUCCCAAUGUCAGCGUGAGUUACAUGCUAAUUUCAGACCACAGUUACCCAUUUCGGUUCAAUCCCAAUACCUCUGAAGUGAGCCUUACACAUACUAUGGACCGAGAGGAGAGGGAGAAUUAUGAUCUUGUGGCCAAAUGCUUGCUGAGGGAUUCCACCUCAGAGGUGGAGGUAGAAAAAUCUUUUCAGAUCAAAGUGGAUGAUGAAGAUGACACAGCCCCAUUUCUCCCUAAUGGAACAGACACUGCUAAUGUGGUUGUGGAGUUCAAAAGAAAGAAUGGGACUGUCCUUGGCAUGCUGACUGUGUGGGAUGCCGACUCCACACCUGUGUAUCCUGCAGAAGCCAGUUUUAAGAAAUACGCAAAGACCAUUGUCAACAAUGAUCGGUUCAUUCUGGAAAACUUCCGGGUGGAGCACAGCUUUAGGGAGGUGAAAUUCCAGCCAAAAGGAAACUUAAUCCGUGGAACGCUCCAUGAAUACAGGUUAGUCCUGAACAAGACCAUGCCUAUUACCAGAAAUGGAUCUCUUCUUGUUAGUGUUCUGGUGAAUGACACUGAAUUUCAUGGACCAAAUGGAGAUGUGAUGUUGUACUUCAAUGUGACAAUCCUACCAGUGGAAAUUAGAUUCCCAAAUAUUUCAUACCAGUAUACUGUCAACCGAAAUGCAGACCGCUAUGCUCAGAUUGAAAAAAUCUGCAUAGAAAAUUGCAAGCUUUUUGAAGGAGUCAAUGUUAACUACAGGCUGCAAACAGACAAUAAUACUCGUGCCUUUUCAAUUAUUCAAGGAAGAGAGAGCACCUUUGCUACUCUUAUUGUCAAUGACUCUGAUGCACUGGCAACCCAUGAGAGCAAAGAAGUUGUCUGUACGGUGUUUGCCACAAACAAGCACCUGAAGGAACCGGUCAAGACACAAAUCAUUAUAGUGUUAGAAGGAACACCUUUGAAAAAUGAAGAUAAUUGUCCCCGAUCCUGUUCAGAGAGCAAGCAGAAGUCUGAAUGUGAGGAGUGUGGGGGAUUGGGCUCCCUCACUGGAAGGUGUCAGUGGAGACAGGGACAUGGAGAAGGGAUCACAACAAACUAUUCUACCUGCACACCUAGUCUUUUAACGUGUCCUGAUGGAGUCUGCGAUGCUGUGGAAAGUAACAAUUCAACAAUAUGUCCCCAGGACUGCACCACAGAGAUAACCAUCAUUGGUGGACAUGAAAAAGGAGCUCUCUCAGGGAUAAAAGCUGGAUAUGGCACCUGUUUUUGCCUUCUGCCUGAUAAAUGCUUCUGUGAAAAAAAUAUUGUCGAAGGACCAUUGUGUGAUGACACCUGCAAGACUGUGAUAGCAUGUGGAGUCUUCCUAUCCUUCAUAAUCUCUGUUCUACUUUCUUCAUACUUCAUUCAUCGAUACCAUAAAAACUCUCCAAAACCCCCAAUUGCUUCUGCUGAAAUGACCUUCCGCCGCCCUGCCCAGUCUUAUCCAGUGAGCUACUCUUCGAACAAUGCCAGACGCCCAUCACUAGACUCCAUGGAGAAUCAGGUGUCAGUGGAUACAUUUAAAAUACCGGAGGAUCCUAAGUGGGAAUUCCCACGUAAAAAUCUGGUUUUGGGGAAGACUCUUGGUGAAGGAGAAUUUGGCAAAGUUGUAAAAGCAACUGCAUUUAGACUGAAGGGUAAAGCUGGUUACACUACAGUGGCGGUAAAGAUGCUAAAAGAGAGUGCAUCCCAGAGUGAGCUGCGAGAUCUUCUGUCAGAGUUCAAUCUUCUGAAACAGGUCAAUCAUCCUCAUGUGAUCAAACUUUAUGGGGCUUGUACACAGGAUGGUCCUUUGCACCUCAUUGUAGAAUAUGCAAAAUAUGGCUCGCUGCGCAGUUUUCUAAGGGAAAGUCGCAAAGUGGGGCCUAGCUCUUUGGGAGGAGAUUCAAAUCGAAACUCCAGCUACCUGGAUAACCCAGAUGAAAGGGCACUUACAAUGGGUGAUCUAAUCUCAUUUGCUUGGCAAAUAUCCAGGGGAAUGCAGUAUCUAGCAGAAAUGAAGCUUGUCCAUCGAGACUUGGCAGCCCGAAAUGUGUUGGUCGCAGAAGGACGCAAAAUGAAAAUCUCCGAUUUUGGUCUUUCCAGAGAUGUUUAUGAGGAAGAUUCCUAUGUAAAGAGAAGCAAGGGUAGAAUACCUGUAAAAUGGAUGGCUAUAGAAUCCCUGUUUGACCACAUUUAUACAACACAAAGUGAUGUGUGGUCCUUUGGAGUGCUCCUGUGGGAGAUUGUAACCUUGGGAGGAAAUCCAUAUCCGGGCAUUGCUCCUGAGAGGCUCUUUAAUCUCCUAAAAACAGGUUAUAGAAUGGAGAAACCAGAAAACUGCAGUGAUGAAAUGUACAAUCUUAUGCUUAAGUGCUGGAAACAGGAGCCUGACAAGAGACCAACAUUUGGCGAAAUCAGUAAGGAACUAGAGAAGAUGAUGGUGAAAAGCAGGGAUUAUUUAGACUUGGCUGCAUCCACACCUGCUGACUCCUUGCUGUAUGAUGAUGGCCUUUCUGAAGAGGAGACCCCUCUGGUGGACUGUAAUAAUGCCCCACUUCCUCGAACUCUCCCUUCUACCUGGAUAGAAAACAAACUCUAUGGCAUGUCCUAUCCGAACUGGUCUGAAGAAAGCCCCGUUCCAAUCCCGAGAUUCGAUGCCAAUAAGUCUGUUUUUUCAAGAUAUGCCAAUGACUGUGUUUAUGCUAAUUGGAUGAUUCCACCCUCAACGGCAAAAUUUAUGGAGAAGUUUGAUAGCUAAAAUGCAUUUUUAUCCCCAGAAGGUAACAUAAUAAUGAUUGGGGGAGAAAUGAAAACACGCAAAGAAUGAAUGGAAAGUCCAUUGGCUGGUUCUUUGUGCCAGUGAAGUGGUUAAAUCAACGUUGCUUUUGUGUGUCAAUUUGCGCCAAUUUUUCUUGGCUUUAUCUAUCUCAAACUGCUGGAGGGGGCUGCCUCAACUUUCUUCAACAUACAAUAUGUUGCUACCCCUGCAGUAGUGGAAGGGGUCUGUCUAAUUUCUCCAAAGCAUAUCAAGUCUGUAAUCCAAAACUCAGUAGAAACUUUUGUAUAUGCUGUUGUUGCACAAAUACUAUGUAUUCGGUACACUCUUGUACGUGUUGCUGUAAAAAAAGAGAGUCUACUUUUUUUCCUUUAAAUCAUGUGUUAAUUUAAAAAUGUAUUUUAAGAUGUACAUUGUCUUCUUAUUGUUAAAUGAUUAUUUUGGAACAGGUAGCAGCAGAGACAGCUAGUUCUGCAUAAAAUAUGUGUUGGGAUUCCCAAAAUAAUGCAUAUUUGUACACAGAUAUCACUGUUAUAUAUGAAAUAUGCCUCCUUUCAUUAAGUAAUGCAUCAUACUCACAUGCCACAAUUUGUGUUACAAUGAAUACUUAACUAUGAGAGAAUACAAAGAAGUAGAACUAAACUGAUUUUGCUUAGUCAGUUAAGGGAGAUACUCUCCUUAGAAAAAGUAACCAAGUAACCUCAUAUAUGACAAUAAUUUAACGAAAAUACAUAGAUAAUGGUUUCUUAACCUGGUCCCAGUUUUGUGAACCCAAAAUAGUCAGAAUCAGUUUCGCAACUCAUUUUAUUUGUUCUUUUAAUAACAAGUAGCAAUUUUAUUCUAUUUAAGAGGAUCAAAAAGACCCUAAGCAGCAUGGGGACCCAUAUUUGGUUCCAGACCCAUAGGUUAGGAAUUCCUGAUAUAGAUCAUGUGUGUUUAUAUUAACGCAAUCUUAGACUCUUUAGUCUGUCACUGGUGGUGGUGUUGCACUAAGAAAGUCAUUCAUAGUGCUGUUGCAAGCAAAUGGUUACAAGUACAAUUUCAUUGAAGGAGAGGUGUUCAUUUUCAUUACAAAAUACUCAAAACAAAUUCAAGUUUAAGUAUUUUUUCUUCUCACGUUAAUUUUUAUAUGUAUUUUUUUAAUACAGAAAAUGUAUAUUUUGUAUAUUGUUUUCACUCCCAAAAGUUUUUUGCUUUAAUGAAAGGUGCUCAUGGUGAACCUGCUGAAAUAUUACUAUUGGUCAUGUGUGGUGGGAGGAUUUUAUGGGCUUGCUAUUUUGAAACUCAGCAUUAUUACACUACUGACUAAAUAAUUAAACACAGUGGAUACUUAUUUGUCAGAUUGAGCAUCACAGGGCACUUAGGAAAGAUCUAUCUGUAAUAUAAAGGUUGGUCACAGAUGGAUAUAAGUUGCACCUCAGCAAAUAGUUGAGGACACCUACUAAUUUCAAACUUCUAGUCCUUUGAAAGGCUCUAAGUUUGUAAUGCUUACUUUUAGGUUAUGAUAUUAAGCCUAUAGGCACAUUUCUUUUUUUAUUAAGAAGUCACAAUGGUUAAAAUCCAAAUUUGAAGGCAAAUAAAACAGUGUUUAUAAUCAUAACUGAACCAUUGGCCUUUUAGUUGUUUUUUUUAUAGUUUUCAGUUCAUAAUUCCAAAAGUCUGCUAAGUUAUAUGUCUGUGGAUUUAGAUUUAGUUUCUAAAAUGUUUGUGAAGUGUUCAAUUCCUUAAAUAUAGAAAGGGAAAAAUGGCAGAAAGUUCUCCAACUUUGAAAGGGACAAUAACAUCUUUUUUUGCCCCCGGUAAGGUUUUUCAUACUUGUGCAUCUCAUCUCAUUUAUUACAAUCAGAUCCUCUGUAAACAAUCACAAUAAUAAAACAAAAAAAAACUUUAUGUUGUAUUUGCUCAUAUAGUGUUCAUUAGCCAUAACAUUUAGGAGCUGUAUUACAAUACAUCAAUUCUAAAAACAGAAAACCAUGGCAAAAAUGUAAUUUGUGAUAAUUUUUAAGUAUCAUUUAUUUCUGUCACUAAACAUGUUUGAUCAUUAUCAGUUUAUUGUGUUCUGUAAUGUUCAUAGAAGAUAGAAGUCAGUUCACCUACCUUACUCGCUUAUAAAUUGUUCUUGUUCAUGCCAGUGAGAGUGCCACAUACAGUAAACAAUAUGCUUAUUUUUCUAUA
This is a messenger RNA of Xenopus tropicalis (tropical clawed frog), 6342 nucleotides long. RefSeq names its product ret proto-oncogene (gene ret). The coding region runs from base 841 to 4149 and encodes 1102 amino acids. The record is from RefSeq and is a predicted model, not a curated record. Gene Ontology annotation, biological process: homophilic cell-cell adhesion. Lineage: Eukaryota; Metazoa; Chordata; Amphibia; Anura; Pipidae. Gene Ontology annotation, molecular function: transferase activity; protein kinase activity; nucleotide binding. Gene Ontology annotation, cellular component: membrane; plasma membrane. The transcript has 20 exons.